AUGGCGCCUGGUGUUCUUUCCUACUCUUCUUCGGGCACGUCGCCUUCUGCGAGUCCCGUAAUGAUGACCCCGAUCGAUCACUCCGAUACCACUUCCGAUGGCUUCACCAGCUUGUCCGUGGGGCCCCUAGAUGGCGUAGGCCUCAACAUCCACGGACAACCCGCCAACGGUAGUGGUCACUCCAACGGCCACACAAGCGGCAGCGCCGGCAGCAGCUCGAAUACGGCCUACACGAACCCCGUCGGUGGCAGCGAUGCUGGCUUGAAACAGAUGCCCAUCGCCAUUGUCGGCAUGGCUUGUCGUCUGCCGGGCAGCGUCUCCAGCCCUGCCGAAUUCUGGGAGCUGUGCUCCCGCGCCAGAACCGGCUUCACUCCCGUGCCCAAGGAGCGCUUCAACCACGAGGCCUUCUACCACCCCAAUCCUGGCAAGACUGGAGCUUACCACGCCCAGGGCGGCAACUUCCUCGACGUCGACCUGGCUUCCUUUGACGCCCCCUUCUUCGGCUUGACCGAGAAGGAGGCCAUUUCCAUGGACCCCCAGCAGCGCCUGCUGCUCGAGUGUACGUUUGAGGCCCUGGAGAACGCCGGUAUCCCCAAACACACGAUUGUUGGAAAAGACGUCGGUGUCUUCGUUGGUGGUAGUUUCGCCGAGUAUGAGAGCCAUCUGUUCAGGGACAGUGAUACGAUACCCAUGCACCAGGCCACAGGACGCUCCAUCGCGUUCGACCAGCGCGGUACCGGUUUCGGUCGUGGCGAAGGCUGCGGCAUGAUUAUCCUCAAACCGCUUGACCAGGCCAUCAGGGACAACGACUCCAUUCGCGCCGUCAUCCGAGGCACUGGUAUCAACCAGGAUGGCAAGACACCCGGAAUUACAAUGCCCAGUGGCGCAGCACAGGAGAAGCUCAUGAGGCAGGUCUACAGAAACGCGGGACUUGACCCCAACGACUGCGGAUAUGUCGAGGCCCACGGCACCGGCACCAAGGUCGGUGACCCGAUUGAGGCCACCGCCAUCCACAACGUUAUUGGCCAGAACAGGUCGACCAAGGACCCCCUCUUUAUCGGCUCCGUUAAAUCCAACAUUGGCCAUCUUGAAGCGGCCUCCGGUAUUGCUGGGGUCAUCAAGGCCGCCAUGAUGCUGGAGAGAGGCUUCCUUCUCCCCAACCACGACUUCAAGAAGCCUAAUGAGAAGAUCCCGUGGAAAGAGUGGAACAUGAAGAUCCCUGCCACCCAGAGACCCUGGCCCAAGAACAAGAAGUACAUUAGCGUCAACAACUUUGGUUUCGGCGGCACCAAUGCCCACGUGGUCCUGGAGAAGGCGCCAUUCUUCCCUGAGCCCAAGAAGGACAGGACUCUUCCUGCCCCUGAAAUCAAGAAGGUCAAGGGUUCCAAGAAGAUUUAUGUCUUGUCCGCCAACGACAAGAACUCCGUCAGCUCCGUCAUGAAGAGCCUCGUUGUCUACCUUGAGCAGAGGCCUGAGAUCUUCCAGAACGACCUUAUGGACAACAUCGCAUAUACCCUGGGUACGCGUCGCUCCAUGCUUCCCUGGAGGGUUGCCAUCCCUGCCCAGGACUCUUUCGAGCUCAUCGAGACUCUUAACAGCGGAAAGGUCAUUCCUGGCAAAGAAACCGAGCCGCUGAGAAUUGGCUUCGUCUUCACCGGCCAGGGUGCUCAAUGGUGGGGCAUGGGUCGUGAGCUUUACGGCACAUACCCCAUCUACACCGCCGCCAUCGACAGAGCCGAUGAGUGCCUGAAGAAGCUGGGCGCUGAAUGGUCUCUCGUCGAGGAGCUCAGCAAGGACCAAGAAUCCUCAAGAGUUGGAGAUGCCAACAUCAGCCAGCCGGCCUGCAGUGCCGUCCAGCUUGCAUUGACUGAUCUCCUCCGUACUUGGGGUAUCCGCCCUGUUGCUGUUGCCGGUCACUCCAGUGGUGAGAUCGGUGCUGCGUAUGCUGCCGGCAUCAUCGGCUUCGAGGCUGCCAUGGCCAUUGCCUACCACCGUGGUCGUCUUGUCCCCAUCUUGAAGAAGAGGAACCCCGAUCUGCGCGGUUCCAUGAUGGCUGUUGGAGGUUCAAAGGAGGAAGUCCAGCCCAUGAUCGACGCGUUAAAGCAGCAGCAAGUCAGGAUCGCCUGCUACAACAGUCCUUCCAGUUUGACAAUCUCCGGUGAUACCGAUGCUCUUGUUGAGCUCGAGAAGAACCUCGAGGAGAAGCAGAUGUUCAACAGACGUCUCCAGAUCGAGACAGCAUAUCACUCGCACCACAUGAACCUGGUCGCCAAGGAAUACCGCGAAUCCAUCUCUAAUCUCCCACAUCCCCAGACGACGGAUGUCCGCUUCCACUCUUCUCUCUACGGCCAUCAGAUCGAUGGCUUUGAGUGCCAGGCUCACUACUGGGUCAAUAACCUGACCUGCCCCGUCCGCUUCUCCGAGGCCCUUGAGACCAUGCUGGAGCCUGUUGGCGAACACAAGACUGGUGUCAACAUGAUCAUCGAGCUGGGUCCCCACUCUGCCCUUCAGGGUCCCAUCAAGCAGAUCUUGAAGCACGUUGGAGAGCAUGCGACCAAGAUUCCCUACGUCUCUCCUCUCGUCCGCAAGAAGGAUGCUGUUGAGUCUGCUAUGGACAUGGCCUGCAGCCUCAUCACCAAGGGUGCCAUUCUCAACAUGGACAACGUCAAUUUCCCCACCCUGAAAAAGAAGCCGUCCCUAUUGACUGAUCUUCCCCGCUACACCUGGAACUACCAAAACAAGUACUGGCAGGAGUCUCGCAUGACUCAGAUGCACAAGUACCGCAAGUCGCCCAGGAACGACUUGAUCGGUCUCGAGGCCAUCUACUCCAGUGAUCUUGAGCCCACGUGGAGAAACAUCAUUCAUUUGGACGACCUUCCCUGGCUGCGUCACCAUGCCAUCCAGUCCGUCACGAUCUUCCCCAUCUCUGCUUUCAUUGCCAUGGCUCUGGAGGCCUCCGCCCAGUGGGCGCAGCGCAAGGAGAUGUCGUUUGAGAAGUUCGAGCUCAGAGACGUCUCUGUUAUCAAGCCUUUGGCCCUCCAGGACGCCGAUGUUGAGUUGACCAUUAACCUGCGCCCUCAUCAGGAGACUAACCUGACCGCAUCUGAGACCUGGAAGGAGUUCCGCAUCUGCUCUUGGACUCACGGAAGCGGCUGGACCGAGCAUUGCGUUGGUCUCAUUGCCCUCCAUACCGUCGAGGCCAACGAGGUCGACGGUAAGGAGCAGAAGCUGGCGGCUCUUCGUGGUGCUGAGGCCACCAUGAAGGCCAGUGAGGGCCCCGACGCUGUUGCCGUUGCUGAGACGGACAUUUACGAGCGUCUCAAUGAGCUCGGUGUCGGAUAUGGGCCCUCUUUCCAGGGCAUCAAGGACUGCAAGGCGUCCAACAAGUACGCUAUGGGCAAUGUUUCCUCCUUCGACAUUGCCGGAGACAUGCCCAACCACUACCAGACCAGCACUGUCCUGCACCCUACUUUCUUGGAGUCUGUCAUUCAGAUGUACUGGCCCAUCCUUGGCGCCGGCCGCGUCGACGUCAACACCGUCUACUUGCCCUCUUCCAUUGGCAGAAUGUCCAUCGCUCGUGACAUCACCGCCCUCACCCACACGCCGGGCAGCACCCUCAAGGCUUACUGCAAGGCCGACUUCCCAGCUGAGCCCCGUUCCACCAAGGUCUCUGUGUUCGCCACUGCUGAGAACAACGACCUGGUCAUCGAGAUCGAUGACCUUACCAUCUCUCCCAUUAUUGAUGGCGAGACCGAGCUGGCCAGCAACCCCGCUCGUGAGCUCUGCUACAAGCUUGAGUGGGAGGAUAUUGUCAAGGUUGAUGCUCCUCUGCCCGACGUUGAUGUCGCAAUCAUCCACGGCGACUCCAACGCCCAGCAGACGUUGGCAAACGGUCUCGCCAUCGCCCUCGCCAGCGCUACUUCUAGACUCCCUGAGAUGGGCGGCAUGCAUGAGGUCAAUACCGAGGGCAAGUUGACCAUCGUUCUCACCGAGAUCGAGCAGCCCUUCCUCGCCAACCCCACUAAGGAGCAGUUCGCCGAGGUCCGUAACAUGCUUGCCGGUGUUCAGGGCUGUCUCUGGGUUGUCCGUGGUGCCUACGAUAAAGCCACCUCGCCAGAGUCCAACAUGAUAGUCGGUCUUAGCAGAACCGUCCGCUCCGAGACUGUUCUGCCCUUCGCAACACUAGACCUCGACGACAACAACCGGCUCGACGAGGAUGACUCCUCCGCAGUUAUCUUCGAGAUCUUCAAGCUCGCGUUCGGGGCCAAUGCCUCCUCCACUAGCGAGCUCGAGUUCAUGGAGCGUUCCGGCCGCUUCUUCACUCCCCGCAUCGUUCACGAUGAGGAGAUGAACGAGAUUGUUCACCGGGAGACCAACCCUAGCGUCGUCGAGCUCCAGCCCUUCGGCAAGGACAACAGAUACCUCAAGAUGGAGUUCUCCACCCCCGGUGCCAUCGAGACGGUGCACUUUGUUGACGAUGUCGCUGCCACCCAGCCUCUCGGUGACGACGAGAUUGAGUUCGAGGUCAAGGCCGUUGGCAUGAACCUUCGCGAUGUCAUGCUUGCCAAGGGCCAGAUCCCCGAGGCCAACAAGCAUGCCCUUGGUGUUGAGGCCUCUGGUAUUGUAACCAGAGUUGGCUCUGCUGUCAAGGCCCACAGAGCCGGCGACCGCAUCGCCGCCCUCACCAUCAAGCACGGUGCUUAUGCCACGCGCACGCGCACCACUGCCGCUAACGUCAUGCCUAUGCCCUCCAAGAUGUCUUUCGAGGACGCUUCUACCCUUCCCUUGGCCUACUGCACUGCCUACUACGCCCUGGUCGAGCAGGCGCGCCUCGGUGAAGGCCAACGCAUCCUGGUCCACUCUGCCGGCGGUGGUAUUGGCCAGGCCUCUGUGUGUCUCGCCAAGAUGAUCGGCGCCGAGAUCUUCGUCACCGUCAGCACGGCAGCCAAGAAGAAGCUCCUGAUGCAGCACUACAAUGUCCCUGAGGACCACAUCUUCUACAGCCGCAACACCACUUGGAGGGCUGCUGUGAGGCGCGCCACCCACGAUGAGGGUGUCGACGUUGUCCUCAAUACCCUGCCGGGUGCCGAUGCUCUGAGGGAGAGUUGGGCAUGUCUCAGCCGCUUUGGCUGCCUCGUCGAUGUUCGCAGGAAGGAUGGCUCUCGCUGCUCCCGCCUCGACAUGGGCCAGUCUGACAACAACGCUUCGUUCUUGAGCGUCGACAUCUUUGGGCUCGCCGCCGAGAGGCCCAAGCUCAUGGAGAAACUGGUCGCCGAUGUUUCCAAACUGUUGGCUGACGACCAGCUCCGCCCUAUUGACCCCGCCACUGUCUUCCCCGUGUCCUGCAUGGAGACGGCCUUCAAGACGCUUCAGACCACACAGGGUCCUGGCAAGCUUGUUGUCGUUCCCCAUGCCGAUGAUGUCGUCAUGGCCACUCCCUCCAAGGCUGCGAAGGCUCUGCUUAAGCCCGACGCUACCUACCUCCUCAUCGGCGGUACCGGUGGUCUCGGUCGCAGCAUGGCCAGGUGGAUGAUCGAGCACGGCGCCAGGAACUUGGUUCUCCUCUCUCGCAGCGGUUCCGCCACUGGUAAGGUCAAGGUACUCAUUGACGAGGCCGCUGAGGAGGGAGCCCACGUCACCGUACGCUCCUGCAACGUCGCCGACAAGGCCAGUGUUGAGCAGUUGUUUAACAGCGGUCUCAGAGGUCUGCCACCUGUUCGUGGUGUCAUUCACGGUGCUAUGGUCCUUCGUGACGUUCUCUUCGAGCAGAUGAAGUUCAACGAUUAUACCUCGGUCAUUGAGUCAAAGGUCCAGGGUGCCUGGAACUUCCACCACGCACUCCAGGAACGCCGUACCGAGCUUGACUUCUUCAUCGCCAUCUCCUCCGCUGCCGGGGCCGUCGGUAACCGUGGACAAGCCGCCUACGCCGCAGCCAACUGCUUCCUCAACGCCUUCGUCCAGCACCGUCUCGCCCUGGGACUUCCCGCCACCUCCCUUGAUCUCACCGCUGUUUCUGACGCUGGCUACCUGGCUGAUGGCAGUGCCGAGCGUGCCGCCGAGGUCGCGAAGAAUCUGGGCUCCGACAGUAUUUGCGAGGCCGAGGUGCUUGCCCUUAUCGGCGCCUCCAUCUCUGGCAAGACGUCUGUCUGCAAUCACCACGUCAUCACGGGUAUGCGCAUCACGCCUACCAUCCAGCCAUUCUGGACGCCCGACGCCAAGUUCAAGGCCCUUCGUCUGGCGGCCGAGGAGCUCGCCGCGGCCGAGGCUGGCGCCAAUGGCGCCGUGUCACUCAACGCGGCUCUCAAGGCGUCGCGCAGCGAGGCCGAGGCUAUGGAGGUCGUCUGCCGCGGCCUGGUCGAGAAGAUUGCCGCUGUGCUUAUGAUGGAGCAGGAUGACCUCGAUGUCACCCGUAGCUUGUCGCACUAUCCUCUCGACUCGCUCGUCGCCAUCGAGAUCCGUAACUUCAUCACGCGCGAGUUUGAGUCCAACAUGCAGGUCCUCGAGUUGUUGAGCAGUGGUAGCAUCCAGACCUUGACCAAGGCCGUUUGCAAGAAGAGCAAGCUUUGCGUUGGCUUUGACUGGAGCAAAUAG
This is a messenger RNA of Colletotrichum navitas, 6591 nucleotides long. Its product is annotated as beta-ketoacyl synthase domain-containing protein. The transcript has 5 exons. Gene Ontology annotation, biological process: fatty acid biosynthetic process; secondary metabolite biosynthetic process. Bases 1 to 6591 code for a protein of 2196 amino acids. NCBI's taxonomy places the organism in Eukaryota, Fungi, Ascomycota, Sordariomycetes, Glomerellales, Glomerellaceae. The record is from RefSeq and is a predicted model, not a curated record. Gene Ontology annotation, molecular function: fatty acid synthase activity; phosphopantetheine binding; oxidoreductase activity.